AUGGGAAUCAAUGGCUUCGGUCGCAUCGGCCGCCUCGUCUUCCGUGCCGCCAUGGGCAAUCCGGACGCCGAGGUCAAGGCCAUCAACGAUCCCUUCAUGGACUUGAAGUACAUGGUCUACCAGCUCAAGUAUGACAGCGUCCACAAGACCUUUGCAGGCACGGUGGCAUGCAAGGAGGCAGAUGGAAAGGAGUUCCUGGUCGUCAACGGCAAGGAAAUUGCGGUGUUCCACGAGAAGGCGGGGGUGUACGUGAACAUGGUCACAAGAUCACAGCGACUUACUGCAAGCAAUUUCUUCAAGAACCCUAUCCGCACAAACCUAAUCCCUAAACCCUAA
Messenger RNA from Symbiodinium sp. CCMP2456, 336 nucleotides. NCBI's taxonomy places the organism in Eukaryota, Dinophyceae, Suessiales, Symbiodiniaceae. The record is from the annotation of a GenBank genome assembly.